GCCCAGCCGAACCCACCCGCCGACCCGCCGACCCGCACGACGGGCAGGGGACGGGGACGGACCCCCGCAGCCCCAGCCCCGGGGACCCCGCCUUAGGAACCGGCCGCCGCCUCCGCCAGGGAGCCCCCCGCCCUUCCCGGCCGGGUUCGACGGCCGGGCCCCCCGGGGGCAGCCCCCGCACGCCGGGCGCCGCAGCGGCACCACCCGCUGGCGCCCCGACUCUGAGGAUGGAGGUCUGAGCAGGCCAGGGCGACCCGACCCCCCCAGCCCCCCGCAUCCCACGCCCUGUGACCUUUCAUGACCUCAGCGUGACCACCCCCGCCGAGGACCCCGGAGCCAGCGCGUCGCUCUCCCCGCUCCUCGCUCCGCCAGAAAAUGGGGCGGAAAAAGAUCCAGAUUCAGAGGAUCACGGAUGAAAGGAACCGCCAGGUGACGUUCACCAAGCGGAAGUUUGGGCUGAUGAAGAAGGCGUACGAGCUGAGCGUGCUGUGCGACUGCGAGAUCGCCCUGAUCAUCUUCAACCACUCCAACAAGCUCUUCCAGUACGCCAGCACCGACAUGGACAAGGUGCUCCUCAAGUACACCGAGUACAACGAGCCGCACGAGAGCCGCACCAACACAGACAUCAUCGAGACGCUGCGGAAGAAGGGCUUUAACGGGUGCGACAGCCCCGAGGCCGACGGGGACGACUCCAUCGACCAGUCCCCGCUGCUGGAGGAGAAGUUCCGCCGAGCCAGCGACGACCUGGACGUCCUCUUCAAGCGCUACGGGUCCGCCGUCCCGGCCCCCAAUUUUGCGAUGCCCGUGACGGUGCCCGUCUCGAACCCCAGCGCCCUGCAGUUCACCAGCCCCGGGGCCCCGCUGCCUUCCCCGGUCCUGGCGGACCCCCGCCUGAUGUCGCCGCAGCCCCCGGCCACCCAGAGGAACACCGUGUCCCCCGGUCUGCCCCAGCGGCCGGCCAGCGCAGGGGCCCUGCUGGGCGGAGACCUGGGCAGCAGUAACGGCGCCUGCCCCAGCCCCGUCGGGAACGGUUACGUGAGCGCCCGGACGUCCCCCGGGCUCCUGCCGGUGUCCAACGGGUCCGGCCUGCCGCUCAAGGUCCUGCCGGCCAAGUCCCCGCCGCCGCCACCCCCCGCGCCGCCCACCCAGCUCGGGGUCAGCGGCCGCAAGCCGGACCUGAGGGUCAUCACCACGCAGGGCCCCAAGGCCCUCGGCCCCCAGCUGACGGACGGGCAGGCGGAGCUGCAGAACGCACAGCGCCUGGGACUCCCCCCGACGACCCACGCCCUGAGCACUCCCAUCGUCUCCGUGGCUACCCCGAGCCUGCUGACCCAGGGCCUGCCCUUCCCCUCCAUGCCCACCGCGUACAACACAGAUUACCAGCUGACAAGCGCAGAGCUGACUUCUCUCCCAGCCUUCAACUCGCCCGGAGGACUGAGCCUGAGCAGUGUCACUGCCUGGCAGCAGCAGCAGCAGCAACAGCAACAACAACAACAACAGCAACAACAACAACAGCCACAGCCACAACAACAGCCGCAACAACAGCCGCAGCAGCAGCCGCAGCAGCAACCGCAGCAGCCCCACCUGGUCCCCGUGUCCCUGACUAACUUAAUACAAGGCAGCCCCCUCCCCCACGUCGCCACCCUCACAGUCAACACCAGCCCCAACGUCAGCAUCAAAUCGGAGCCGGUGUCCCCAAACCGGUGCCCGCGCAGCCCGGCGGCGCCCCCGCCGUUCCCCGUGGCCGGACGCUCGCCCGUCGGCGGCGCCUACGAGGGAGCUGAGUGCGAGGACGCCCGCAGAUCCGUCGGCCCGGCCCUCGGGCUCCUCCGGCCCGGCGCCCCCCCCGGAGGCCCUCCCGGGCCCCCCGAGGGCCCCGACGGCCCCUCCGCCAAGCGCUUGCGGCUGGACACUUGGACAUUGAAGUAAACUCUCCUUCUCCCGCCGACCGGAAGGUGAAAAAUGACAAUCCUAAUCUCGCUGCCACCGCCGCCGCCGCCCCCCCCCACACCUGCCCCCCCUCCUGGGUACCCUCCGGGGCCGCCUGGGGGAGGGCUUGCGGGGGGGGGGGGGUGUCCAGCCCCCUGUCCCGCUGCUGCCUCCCCCACCCCCCGUCUUGUUCCUGUUUACUGUGGACGGUUGUGGUCAAGUCAACUGUGUCUUCUGCGUUUACCCUGGCUUGAGGGGAGGGGCGGGGGGACACGCCGGACCACCACGGUAGAGGGGGAGGGAGGAGGGGAAUGGCCCAGGACUGAGGAGAGGGGCGAGGGGGCUUUGCACGACAGCAGACGGGAGCAAAGGUGCUGGGGGUCCUGAAAUCCGGGACCCCCUCCCUUUCCCCAUCCUCCCGCCCUCUUACCCUCUUCUCCUUCCCCGCCCCCCCGCCCCGCACUCUCGUGAAUGAAACCCGCUGCUCCUGCCACUGGCAUCCACUGGCCUGGGCCCCCUCCCCGAUUGGGCCCAGGGCAGGGGAGUCGGGAGGCGAUGUCGUGGUUAGGGCCUCCCUACGCCCCAUCCUCGCCUGCUGGGGAGGGAGGGGGUCCCGGGGGCUGCCCCUCUCCCUCCCCCACCCCGCACCAGCACAUCUGAGAUCCUGACUCCCCCAACCCUUCCGGCCUCCACGAACCUGCCCCCCCCAAUUUACCAGCUUGCUACCUCUGCCCCCCCAGCACCCUCUGCCCCGACCCCCCCUCGGCACACGUCCCUGUAAAUAGCAAACUCCCCCCCCACCCCCUGCCCCUCCAGCAGCAGUUGAAAGGGCCCUGAAGCCGUUCUGUGUAUUGAUAUGAAAUGAGAUUCUAUUUUUGUCAAAGUUAUAUUGUUAUAAUGACUUCGAAGCCACCGGACCACUGUAGAGACCGCCCCCCAGGCCCUCCUGCCCCCAGGCCUCCUCCCCCUUACGCCCGCCCCGCUCGACCCUCUACUGAGGGAGAUGCCGGGGGGCCGGGGGGGCACGGACACAGGGCUCACCUGUGUCCCCAAACCUCCGUGCCCUCUGCCCUACCCCCACCCCUGCAUUACAGAAAAGCCCCCGUCCCCUGGGGAAGAGAGAAAGAAGGGAGGGGUCACCUGGGAAGGAUUCGGGUUCUGGCCCCGGACCUCCUGCCAGCUGCUCCUCCCCACGCCUGGCACUGGCGAGGGCAGCGGGCCUGGUCUGGUGGGUGAAAGUCCAGGUGCCCUUAUUGAUCAGAGUGGCCAGCCAGACUUCCUCCUCCUCUUCCUCCUCCUCCUCCUCCUCUUCCCAUCAGGAGUCACUCCCAGAGGCCGGUGUAGA
This is a messenger RNA of Ornithorhynchus anatinus (platypus), 3274 nucleotides long. It is a transcript of the gene MEF2D, whose product is annotated as myocyte enhancer factor 2D. The record is from RefSeq and is a predicted model, not a curated record. Bases 376 to 1929 code for a protein of 517 amino acids. Gene Ontology annotation, molecular function: protein dimerization activity; RNA polymerase II cis-regulatory region sequence-specific DNA binding; DNA-binding transcription factor activity, RNA polymerase II-specific. Gene Ontology annotation, biological process: positive regulation of transcription by RNA polymerase II; cell differentiation. The transcript has 12 exons. Lineage: Eukaryota; Metazoa; Chordata; Mammalia; Monotremata; Ornithorhynchidae.